Molecule: messenger RNA, 2434 nt
Organism: Maylandia zebra (zebra mbuna)
Lineage: Eukaryota; Metazoa; Chordata; Actinopteri; Cichliformes; Cichlidae
Product: rhodopsin kinase GRK1
Biological process (GO): protein phosphorylation; regulation of signal transduction; signal transduction
Cellular component (GO): cytoplasm
Molecular function (GO): rhodopsin kinase activity; ATP binding
Source: RefSeq, a predicted model, not a curated record
GUGGUACAGUGCUCAAAGUGUGCUGGGAUCUAGUUCAGUCUCCAGUUCCCGUUUGUCUCUCAUGCUCCCUCUGCCACUCUGCUGUGAUCUGUCUCCUGUUCUCUCAGUCUUGCUUCAGCCUGUCCUCUUUUUCUUCCUCACCCCUGCGCAUUAGUUGGCAGCAUUUACCGUUCACCGCCUUUCUCUCUUUGCGAUGUCUUCUUUUUGCAUUGCUUAACAGUCACUUACCCUCAACAUGGAUAUCGGAGGACUCACAACCGUGGUAGCAAAUUCUGCUUACAUCAAUGCUCGUGGAAGCAUCGAUGGCUCUAAUCCAGCAGCAGCUCGGGAUAAAAAGUACCACUCUCGCCUCAAAUUGCCCCACAUCACUGUGUGCGAGGGUCUGAAGGACACCCUAGAUUUAUCCUUUGACUCAGUCUGUGUUGAACAGCCAAUUGGCAAACGUCUCUUUAGGGAAUUCUUGGACGCAAACAAAGAGUAUCACGGGGCAUGUCGCUUGUGGAAAGACAUCGAGGACUAUGACCUGGCAGAGGACUCUGAAAGGGCAAAAAAAGCUUCGAAGUUAGUUCAGCGUUACAUGGACCCCUCUGCCAAACACUUCUGCCCGUUCCUCAGUGAGGACAUCAUAACGAAGGUGAAAGAAUCCCUCGAGGCUGUAGGUGAUGAUUUGUUCUCUGCAGCGCUGGCCAAGACUUUGGACUAUCUGCGCGAGGCCCCCUACACUUUCUUCCUGGAGAGCAUGUACCUGAAGAGGUUCCUGCAAUGGAAAUGGCUGGAGAUGCAGCCCAUGGAUGAAGACUGGUUCCUCGAUUUCCGUGUGCUGGGGAAAGGUGGGUUUGGAGAGGUGUCUGCCUGUCAGAUGAAAGCCACGGGAAAACUGUACGCCUGUAAGAAACUCAACAAGAAGAGGCUGAAGAAGAGGAAAGGCUACGAGGGGGCGUUGGUGGAGAAAUGUAUUCUUGAGAAGGUUCACAGUCGCUUCAUUGUGUCGCUGGCAUACGCCUUUCAGACAAAGGAGGAGCUUUGUCUGGUCAUGACCAUCAUGAAUGGAGGAGAUCUCAAGUACCAUGUUUACCUGGUGGAUGAAAACAACCCAGGGUUUGAUGAGCCUCGAGCCUGUUUUUACAUUGCCCAGAUCAUCCAGGGCUUGGAGCACCUCCACCAGAAAAGAAUCAUCUACCGAGAUCUCAAACCAGAAAAUGUGCUGCUUGAUAAUGACGGGAAUGUACGUAUAUCUGACUUGGGUCUUGCUGUGCAACUAAAAGAAGGCAAAACCAUGACAAAAGGCUAUGCUGGGACUCCAGGUUACAUGGCACCAGAGAUGCUAAAGGGAGAAAAGUACGACUCCUCCGUUGACUACUUCACUCUUGGAGUGACUUUAUAUGAGUUCAUGGCUGCUAAGAAUCCGUUCAGAAACAGAGGAGAGAAGGUGGAACGUGAGGAGAUGAAAGAGCGUAUGCUAACUCGGGUGGUGACCUACACUGACAGCUUUAGUGAGCAUGCAAAGUCGUUGUGUGAUGGGCUGCUGGCCAAGGAGGUGGAUCAGAGGAUGGGUUUUAAGAAUGGAUGCUGUGACGAAAUCAGAGCACAUCCAUUUUUCAGCGGCAUUAACUGGAGGAAACUGAACGCAGGAAUUCUACCUCCUCCUUUUGUCCCUGACCCCAAAGUAGUGUAUGCUAAAAGUCUGGAUGACGUCGGGGCAUUCUCCUCUGUGAAGGGGGUGGCAUUGGAAGAUCCUGAUAAGAACUUUUUUGACGAGUUCUCCACGGGCAACAUCUCCAUUCCUUGGCAAGAGGAGAUGAUCGAGAUGGGAAUUUACGGAGAGCUCAACGUUUGGGGCCCUGAAGGCACCAUCCCCAACGAUCUCCGCAGGGAGUCCAUACUAGAGCAGCCAAAGUCAUCGACGUGUUGCUUAUCUUAGAGUCACUAACACGCGUGAACUGCACAGACUUUCGUUUCUUUAGAGCAUGCGGCAUGAAGACACCAUGAGAGACACCAGUCGGUUCUGAACUUUGUGAUCGCACACUGAAAAAGUUUAUGUCGACAUGGGAACAGCAAGAAUAGACUGGAGGCGGACUUCCAGCCUGAAAUGAACUUGAUCAUAGAUUUAGGUGUUGAAAAAUUCCAAAUUGCUGACAUCUGUCAUCUAUUGUCCCUUCAGUCUUCUGCCCCUCAUCUCCUUUCACCAUCAACCUGCUCACUUACUUCUCUUUAUAUGUAUAUGUGAUGAAUUAUUGUAAAGCUUUUAGAUUUAAAAUGCAUUAAAAAAAAAAUCCCAUUUUGGAGCCAGGGUUUAGUGAUGUGUUAUCUUUGGUGCUAAGUGACAGUUACAUGUUGACCAUGUAAGAGCUGCAUAUCUGCUCCUGUAGGGUUCAUGCCACUUAAUAGAAGGUGUCUUUUUUUCUUAGUGUUUAAUACAUACUAAAUGCUAACA